This is a messenger RNA of Onychomys torridus (southern grasshopper mouse), 2413 nucleotides long. It is a transcript of the gene Slc22a17, whose product is annotated as solute carrier family 22 member 17. The transcript is spliced from 10 exons. Gene Ontology annotation, molecular function: transmembrane transporter activity. The coding region runs from base 497 to 2062 and encodes 521 amino acids. The record is from RefSeq and is a predicted model, not a curated record. Gene Ontology annotation, cellular component: membrane. Lineage: Eukaryota; Metazoa; Chordata; Mammalia; Rodentia; Cricetidae. Gene Ontology annotation, biological process: transmembrane transport.
AAGGGGAGGGGAAAGCAGCGCAGAGACAGGAGAGACGGAGGAGGCGCCCGCGGCUGCAGAGCUGCAGAGCGGGGUCUCCCGGGCCUCCGCGUCCCAGCCAGCCCUCCGCUCGCAGCCGGGCCAGACCACAGUUCGUCCUUUCGGCGCGGCCCUCUGGGCCCCUGCGGUCGCCAAGCUGGCUCCCCGAGUGGCCACCGGGACCCCCGAGCCCAAUGGCGGGGGCGGCAGCAAAAUCGACAGCACCGUGGAGAUCUCCCCCAACGCCAAUGGACAGGUCGGGAGCCUGGGAGACGCGGUGCCCCCCGAGCAGCUGCAGGGUGAGCGGGAGCGCCGGAGGGAGGGGGAGGGCGACGCGCUGGGCAGCAGCCUGUCGCUGGCCGCGCCCCCGGGCCCCCUGAGCUUCGAGGCUCUGCUGGCCCAGGUGGGGGCGCUGGGUGGCGGCCAGCAGCUGCAGCUCGGCCUCUGCUGCCUGCCCGUGCUCUUCGUGGCGCUGGGCAUGGCCUCGGACCCCAUCUUCACGCUGGCGCCCCCGCUGCACUGCCACUACGGCGCCUUGCCCCCCAACGCUUCGGGCUGGGAGCAGCCCCCCAACGCCAGCGGCGUCAGCGUCGCCGCCGGAGCGGCCCUAGCAGCCAGCGCCGCCAGCCGAGUCCUCACCAGUACCGACCCUUCGUGUAGUGGCUUUGCCCCGCCAGACUUCAACCACUGCCUGAAGGACUGGGACUAUAACGGACUACCAGUGCUCACCACCAAUGCCAUCGGCCAGUGGGAUCUGGUGUGUGACCUGGGCUGGCAGGUGAUCCUGGAGCAGAUCCUCUUCAUCUUGGGCUUUGCCUCCGGCUACCUGUUCCUCGGUUACCCCACGGACAGGUUUGGUCGACGUGGAAUUGUGCUGCUGACCUUGGGGCUUGUGGGCCCCUGUGGAGUGGGAGGAGCCGCUGCAGGCUCCUCCACAGGCAUUAUGGCUCUUCGAUUCCUCCUGGGCUUCCUGCUAGCUGGUGUUGACCUUGGUGUCUACCUGAUGCGCCUGGAGCUGUGCGACCCAACCCAGAGGCUUCGGGUGGCCCUGGCAGGGGAGUUGGUAGGGGUGGGAGGGCACUUCCUGUUCCUGGGCCUGGCCCUUGUCUCUAAGGACUGGCGAUUCCUGCAGCGAAUGAUCACCGCCCCUUGCAUCCUCUUCCUGUUCUAUGGCUGGCCCGGUCUGUUUCUGGAGUCUGCGCGGUGGCUGAUCGUGAAGCGGCAGAUUGAGGAGGCUCAGUCUGUGCUGAGGAUCCUGGCUGAGCGAAACCGGCCCCAUGGGCAGAUGCUGGGAGAAGAGGCCCAGGAAGCCUUACAGGAACUGGAGAAUACCUGCCCUCUCCCUGCAACGUCUGCCUUUUCCAUCGCGGCUCUCCUCAACUACCGGAACAUCUGGAAGAAUCUGCUUAUCCUGGGCUUCACCAACUUCAUCGCCCACGCCAUUCGCCACUGUUAUCAGCCUGUGGGAGGAGGAGGGAGCCCGUCAGACUUCUACUUGUGUUCUCUGCUGGCCAGUGGCACAGCGGCCCUGGCCUGUGUCUUCCUGGGGGUCACCGUGGACCGUUUUGGCCGCCGGGGUAUCCUGCUUCUCUCGAUGACUCUCACGGGCAUUGCGUCCCUGGUCCUGCUGGGCCUGUGGGAUUAUCUGAACGAUGCUGCCAUCACCACUUUCUCUGUCCUGGGACUCUUCUCCUCCCAAGCCUCUGCCAUCCUCAGUACCCUCCUUGCUGCUGAAGUCAUCCCAACCACUGUCCGGGGCCGUGGCCUGGGCCUAAUCAUGGCACUUGGGGCGCUUGGGGGUCUGAGUUGUCCGGCUCAGCGCCUCCACAUGGGCCAUGGAGCCUUCCUGCAGCAUGUGGUCCUGGCGGCCUGUGCCCUCCUCUGCAUCCUCAGCAUUAUGCUGCUGCCAGAGACCAAGCGCAAGCUUCUGCCAGAGGUUCUCCGGGAUGGGGAACUGUGUCGCCGGCCUUCCCUACUGAGACAGCCACCACCUAACCGCUGUGACCACGUCCCGCUGCUAGCCACUCCUAACCCUGCCCUCUAAACAGCCUCUGAGCACCCUGGUGGGAGGCUGGCCAGCCGUACAGAAAGGUGACAAAGGGCCCUAGCAAGGUAGACAGGAAAGCAAGGCCAUCCCACACCAAAGGCUCAAAGGCACCUCACUCCAGCCGCCUGAGCAAGAGGGCCGGUCCCCAACCCCAUCUCCCCCCUGCUGCUUUACGUUCACGUUGUCAGCAACAAUCAGUACGGGGUGGGCGGAGCAUCACACUAUAACCACUAGGUCUGGGCUCCAUCCUGUGCCCAAAGACAUCUUCCCAGACCUCAGCUCUUCCUUGCUCUCUCAUUCUGUUUCAAUAAAAGACAUUUGGAAUAAAUGAGCAUAUCAUAGCCUGGA